Molecule: messenger RNA, 1533 nt
Organism: Hippocampus comes (tiger tail seahorse)
Lineage: Eukaryota; Metazoa; Chordata; Actinopteri; Syngnathiformes; Syngnathidae
Gene: brf2
Product: BRF2 general transcription factor IIIB subunit
Exons: 4
Coding region: 107-1399 (430 amino acids)
Biological process (GO): transcription preinitiation complex assembly; DNA-templated transcription initiation
Cellular component (GO): transcription preinitiation complex; nucleus
Molecular function (GO): TBP-class protein binding
Source: RefSeq, a predicted model, not a curated record
AUUGUAUCUACCCGGAACUAUUUUGGCGGAGGACCAUCGAAGCCGCUGCGGCAUUCCGGCGCUGUUUUUGUUGCUGGUGUGACUUGUGAGAAUAUUUUGUCACAACAUGUCCACGGCGGGUUUAAAAUGUCCCUGCUGCGGCUCGUCCAGCAUUGUGGAGGACGACCAUCACGCUCACCGUCAGAUGGUCUGCGUGGACUGUGGCGCUGUGGUGUCAGAGGGGGCUCUCACCCACGAUUUUUUCGAAGGCACAGAUGUCAGCUACAGCCGCACAACUGCUGUUUCUAAAAAGCCAUGUUUAAACCAGAUAAAAGGCCAGCAGCGACUGACGGCCCUGUGCAGAGUCCUACGGGUCAACGCUGAAGUCGAGACACUGUCAAGCACGUAUUUCGCGCAGGCUUACGAGCACGAGAGCUUCCUGAAGGUGAGCCUACAGAAGAAGGAGAACUUGGCCGGCUGCUGCGUGCUGGUGAGCUGCAGGCAGCUCAACUGGCCCGUCACCAUGGGCACCAUCGCCUGCCUGCUGGAGGCAGAUAUUGCGAUACUGGGCGCCGUCUACCAAGAGAUGAUGAAGGUUCUCAAGGUCGAGGCACCACUCGUCAACGUGAGCGACGUGAUGGAGGCUCAUUGUCAAGAGUACAAAAUUAGCUCCCUCGAUGUGCAUGAAGACCUUGCCGAGGACCGCAAGGACUUAAACAAACGAGCCUUGUCCCUCGUGGAGCUGGCGGCCGACUCCUGGAUUCUAACCGGCCGCCAGCCCGUCCCCUUAAUGAUGGCGACGGUCUACUUGGCCUGGCAGUCCCUCAACCCCAACCACAUUCGCCUCAAAGUGUCCCUGGAGAAGUUUUGUCUCAUCGCCAAGGUGAAAAAGAACCGGGUCGCCGUGAAGAGAGUGAGCGAGAUCAAGGGGGUCCUUUGCAAACUGGGGAAGGAGAUCCCUUGGGUGACGGAUCCGGUCACGUCGGACAAUGUGGUUAAGCACGUGGGGGAUAUUGUCAAGAACAGAUAUGCUCUGCUACGGAGCGCUAUGAGGAGCCACGAGGAGGCCAUGCGGGAUAGUCAAGAAGAGGAGGUCAAUCCCUCUGAGGCCGAUGAUCAGACUCCACACGCAACCAGUGAGAAUUCAGAGAUGGCUGAACAGCCACGGGAAGGUAACGAGUCCAACGCGAAUCAGAAUCCCGUCCCCAACUGGGGGAAGAGGAUGCUUUUUGCGCCACCGUGUGUGAUUCACCCCAAGAGACGGAGAGCGGCGCUCGAAGGCCUCAAAGAUGUGACCGGCGACGAAGAUAUCUCGGACGGCGAGAUCGAGUCUUACAUCCGCACCCCAAGAGAGGCCAGGGAAUUUGCCGUCACGCAGAAGGCUUGGUUAUCACAGAGCGAGGAGGCCAAAUGUCAAUAAUCAGGACUGGCGCUACUGGAUUGAUUGACUCAAGAGGAGAUUUUCUUUUUGUUUUUUCAACCAUUUCCUUAAUUGGCCAAGUCUGUAAUUUUGAUGUUUUAUUAGAAGCCUUAUUAAAGAAGAUACACACAGUA